Molecule: messenger RNA, 1347 nt
Organism: Cucumis sativus (cucumber)
Lineage: Eukaryota; Viridiplantae; Streptophyta; Magnoliopsida; Cucurbitales; Cucurbitaceae
Product: protein CONSERVED ONLY IN THE GREEN LINEAGE 160, chloroplastic
Exons: 9
Coding region: 123-1139 (338 amino acids)
Source: RefSeq, a predicted model, not a curated record
CUCCCAGAUAUUUAUCAUUUUCGUAUUUUAUUUUACAUUUAUAAAUUAUUUUCGAUUAACUUAACCUAAUUGUGAAGCUCCAUCUUCUUCAUUCUUCAAUCCCAUCCUCAUCUCUAAAAUCAAUGGCUGUUCUCAACUACAUCUCAGCUGCCUCCUCUCCCAUAUCCCAGGAUUCUUCAAUUUCACCUCCCAUACCUGACCCAAGGCAAACCAAGGUCAUUCUCCCCAAAAAGAAGCCCGAAAAAUGGUCCACCGGUAUUGCCCCAGGGGACUACGGCGGCCCCCCUACCACUACCAAGCUCCGUAAGUACUGGGGUGGUGAAAAAGAUGAUCCUUUAACCUCCGACGAUUAUAUCUGGAAUAGAGAAUUCAUGGCCCGGAUGAAAAAGUUUGUCAAAUAUCAACCUGAUGAUUUAUCUCUUACGGUCAAUAAGCCUAAGGACGACAAGCCUUCUGGAUUUCUUAGCUUGAAUAGAGUCAUGACUCUUGAUAGUUUGGAUGUUGACUUGAGCAAAGAACUAUCGGCUCCUCCAAUGCCUAGGUCAGAAGAUUUGGUCGAGAAAAACAUUCCGAUUGACCACCGAAAGUCACCCAGAUGGAAGUUAGCACCGACAAGGCGUGAGCAAGAGAAGUGGGAUAGGGCAUAUGAGGCAGCUACUGGAGGCAGUGAUGUGAUGUUUCGAGAAUUGAGACGGCCUCAAGGGAAUCCAGAAGUAUUGGCUGCCUUAUCCAUGGAACAGUAUGUUAAGUUAAAGAAGAAGAUGCAAAUUUUAACACUGGCAAUAGGAGGUGUUGGUUUGAUCUCAGCUUAUGUUUCAUAUUCUCCAGAAGUUUCUGCUAGCUUUGGUGCUGGGCUAAUUGGUUCUCUUGUGUACAUACGGAUGCUGGGGAAUAGUGUGGAUUCUCUGGCAGAUGGAGCAAAAGGACUUGUUAAGGGAGCCGUUGCACAACCACGAUUAUUAGUUCCAGUCAUAUUGGUGAUGAUAUAUAACCGUUGGAAUGGCAUUCUUGUUGAAGAUUAUGGAGUUGUGCAGCUACAGUUGAUACCAAUGCUAGUUGGAUUCUUCACAUACAAGGUUGCUACUUUUGUUCAAGCUAUAGAGGAGGCACUUACCGUUGUUAAGGAGCCACAAGCCUAGGAUAUACAUGUGCAUAUUUUCCUGGUUCGAACGUAUAUAUGUAUACAUAAAUUUGGAAGGUAUCCUUUGACAAUAUUAAUUCUUGAUCUCUCUUCUUGCCCAACGUGACCUUUUAGUACAACAGAUGAGAGAAAGAGAUGGCAAAGAUAAAAAUAUUUGGUGAUGGGACAACAGCUAAAUGCACGAACUUAUGUCAUUUGUUGAUCAA